Molecule: messenger RNA, 3612 nt
Organism: Angiostrongylus costaricensis
Lineage: Eukaryota; Metazoa; Nematoda; Chromadorea; Rhabditida; Metastrongylidae
Source: the annotation of a GenBank genome assembly
AUGCUUACGACUUUCGCACUUAAGCAAAUGUUCCUUUUAGCCCCACCUAAAGUUGGUGUCGAUCAGUCAAUUGAAGUAGUGAAAGGCAAGGCUGUUACGCUGUCGUGUGAAAGCGACAGUUAUGGAAGCGAUAGAACUACCACUGCUUGGCGUUUGAACGGCUCAGAUGUGCUGCCAGAAAACGUGCAGGUUCCACUUGAUGGUCAGCGCAUCUUCGUUGUCGACACAGCAUUAUCAAAUGGUGGCACGUACACAUGUAUCGUUCGAAAUUCGGCAGGCGAGAGUCGCAAGAAUAUUAUCCUUAACGUGAUUGAACCACCAGAAUUCGUUGAAAAACAAUUCGAUCAGAACAUCCGAGUGAUAAGUGGUUCUCCGUUGAGCCUUGCUUGUCUUGUGAAGGGCUCUCCAUUCCCAUUGAUUGAAUGGCGCAAGGAUGGAGUGACAAUAACAGACAACGUCUUCAGUGACAAUGGACAACGACUGACUAUUGAUUCAAAUGGAAUGACCACACAUCGUUUUACAUGUCUCGUUUCUAACAAGGCAGGAUCCAUUGCUAGGAACUUCUUUGUACAGAGUGUUACCCCACCUGCUAUCAAGGACGCCGGUGAUCGUACGAUUGUCGAAGUAACUGAGUCACAGAACGCAGUUCUACAGUGUCCGGUGGUUGGCGAUGUUGACAUAACGUGGAGAAGACAAGGGCGCACGAUCGAAGUUGCUUGUCCUUUCGAUUCCGAUGGAGUUUUCACAGUCGAUGAAACACGGUUGAUUCUUAUGAACGUUCAAAAGUCACAUGAAGACACCUUCACAUGUAUCGCUAAAAACAGCGCAGGAGAAGCGGCACGGGACUUUGAAGUCGUUGUAUUAGUUGCACCCCGCGUGGUGGGAUCAUUGGUAGAAGACGUGGAAGUGGUGGAGGGCCGCGAACUGACACUGCACUGUGAUCAUGAUGCAAGUCCGGAAGCCAGUGCCAGUUGGACGAAAGAUGGCGAGCAACUUCCACAAACUGCACAACUACUUCACGAUAACUACACUUUGGCGAUGAGUAAAGUUACUGGCGUCGAUGGAGGCGUGUACCGCUGCUCGUUGACGAAUAAGGCGGGCUCAGCUGAGAAAACGUUCAACGUUCGAGUGAUUCAGAAGCCAGAAUUUGACGGGAAAGAUGAAGUAACCGUCGUGAAGGUUAACAUUAGUCGUCCCGUCACUCUUGAUUGCCCAGUGAAAGACACUCUUGGUGUGGAACUGUCGUGGUCUCGUCAUCAAAUGCCUGCCGUAAACGCUGUCGAAAACGUUCAGAUUAUCUCGGGCGGUCGUCAUCUUUUCAUUCCUUCCGUACAAGAGAGCGAUGAAGGAUUGUUUACAUGCAUGGCUAGAAACCUUGCUGGAGAGACCACUAAGACCUAUAAACUGCUGCCAUUUCAAGUUCCACCUAUUAUACUAAACGAAGGAGGCGAAUAUACUGUAAUUGAGAAUAACUCUUUGGUUCUUCCUUGUGGAGUGGAAGGAAACCCAAAGCCAGUCAUAAUGUGGACAAAGGAUGGACGACCAGUUAACGGGUUGAAGUCGGUGGGAACUCAUUCUGAAGGACAGCAGUUUAAAAUCAGUCAUGCUGAAAGAACUCGUCCAUCUGUGUUACGGGGUAUCAAGGAGACUGUGGAAGUACUUAAAGGGGAGACUGCUCAUUUCCGCUGUCCCAUUGCCGAGAAGAAUUUUAGAGGACAAGUUGUAUGGACAGUCAUCGAAAACAGUUCAGUCACGUUGUCCUGUCCAGCCACUGGUAAACCAGAGCCGAAGAUAACAUGGCAGAAAGAUGGCGAGUUACUUCACCCGGGAAAUAUUACAACGGUCAUAAAGUCAGCACAAAUGAUUGGAAGUGAAAUAAAGAUUGCAGCAAUAAAGGAAGUGGACUCUGGUCGAUUUACAUGUGAAGCGUCAAAUAAAGCUGGGACCUCGGAACAAGACUUGAUUGUGAACGUGAUGACACCACCUCGGAUUGAACGUGCAGGAAUUCCUGCCGGCAUUGAAGAGAUCUCCGAUCGUCCUGCUACCAUUUCUUGUCCAGUUUAUGGCAAACCUGUACCUACCGUUACGUGGCUCAAGGGUGGUCGCCCAUUGGGUUACCAACAAAAUGUGAAGACCUCUGCGAAUGGACAAAAGCUGUACUUUCUCAGUUUGGGCAAGAACGAUGCUGCCAGAUAUACAUGUGUGGCAAGGAAUGCUGCUGGAGAGGAUAAUCGCGACUUCACUGUAAAACUGCUAGAGGCACCAUCGUUCGAGGGUCCGAAUCUGGUUCGUCGUGUGCAGGUCAAUGCUGGAAGGCCAUCGAUUCUUAAUUGUCCAGCAACUGGCUCUCCAACACCUGACAUCACAUGGUUCAGUAGCAGUCUUGCUAUGAAAUCAAGUUGGUUGAAAAGAGUAAGAGCGAAGCGAUCUCCCUAUUCAUCACACUGUCUUGACAAUUCCGGCAGGAAUUUUUACCAUAACCCGCAACAACAGCUUUUAUUCUAUAUGGAAUAUUACAGAUAUACUUGCAUUGCAACAAAUGCCGUAGGCUCCGAUGAUUUGGAAACGAGUUUGGAUGUCGUUUCAGUACCCGUUAUACUCGGAAACAAAUACGAAAAACGUGAGGUUAUCGAAAACCUCAGGGAGGACCUCACAUGCGAGGUGAGACUCAAUAACACCGACUCUUCUUUUGAUAUUGAAUGGCAGAAAGCCGGUCAGACAAUCACUCAGCAAACUCUACGGGAUGACAAUUAUCUGCAGCGCGGACCACAGACACUGGAAGGUUUCGAAUUAGCACUGAAAUUCCUACUAUAUGAUACUUCAAUUUUGAAUUAUUUUCAUCGUCACUUUAGGUACACAUGCAUUGUUCGCAACGCAGCUGGAGAAGCGAGAAAAACGUAUGACCUGAAAGUGCUCGUGCCGCCAUCCAUCAAUGAAUUAAGCUCGUCAGAGUCGUUACAGAACGUCAUCCCAGGCUCUCAAAUGAGUCUCGACUGCAUUGUUGAUGGCGAUCCGUUCCCAGAGCAUUUCUUUCAGAUUAAAUGGACCCACAAUGAUGUUCCAAUCCAAGACGGAGAUCAUCACAAAAUGAUCAACCAGAAAGAGACAAUGGUUAUCACGAGUGUUGACGGGCAGAGUUCUGGCAAGUAUACUUGCGUAGCAAGUAAUAAGGCUGGGAACGCCUCAAGAGAUUUUGUAGUACGGCUAACAGGACCACCGGUGAUUGACCAAGGCGUUGAACAGUUGGAAGUGAUUGUUGGAGAUGCGUUGAAUUUGAAUUGUCGGGUGGUUUCCGGAAUCGGAAAUGUGACUGUUUCCUGGAUCAUCGACGGAAAUCCGGUAACAAAUGGAGUGCUCAGUUCUAGUGUUGAGGUAUUGGAUCGGCGUGUUGAAGUUAGCAAUGCACGUCUAAGUGACGCUGGAAAGUACGUUUGCGUGGCCAGUAAUGAGGCUGGUGAAGCAAGAAAAACAUUUGAUCUAUCUGUACUUGAGCUGCCACGAUUCCUUGAUAUGACCAACCUGAACCAGUCUAUCAUCAUCGGUCGACCGGUAACUCUCGAUUGCUCAGUUACUGGUACACCGAAACCGACAAUUACAUGGAUGAAGGUAUAA